CAGAUUUAAAUUGAGAAGCUGCAUUUAUCUUACGUUUAUGAUUGCGAUAGAUCCAAAUCCAAAUUUGGAUCAUUAAAAAAGAAAGUCCUCUAUUCUUAAAUCAUUAUUCUAACCCAAAGAUUACCCAUUGACUAACCCAUAGAUAAAAUAGAACGUCCUCUAUUCUUAAAUCAUUAUUCUAACCCUUAAAUCACUAUUCUAUAUGUGCUCAUUAAAUAUUUCAAUGCCAAAAAAAAUUUAGUGGGAAUUCUGAUGUUUUGUUUGUCUGCCAAUUAGAGUUGGCAGAUUAGAGUAGAUUAGAGCUGAUACAACUGUGGCUCCCUGGCAGGUGUACAGCAGUCUUAACAAAACAGCAUUGUGGGGCGGGACACCGGGCCGGCUGCACGCUGGCCUGCACCUGCUCGCCCUGCACCAGCUGACAGGACAGGUCAUGGCCACAGCGGCCUACAUGACCUGGCUCAGCACUACAGACCGACAGUUUACAGAGACCUUGCAGAAAAUUCAAGAUGGCCGCCUCUUAGUCAUCUUGGGAGCGCCGGACUUCACGUUGUUCCUGGAGGAGGCGACAAUACGGGUGCUGGAGGAGAUGGGCGCCCUCUACAUCGACAGGUUGGCCUACAAGGACGUGUGGUGCCUGCUGGUGCACAAGGGCGGCGGGGUGCUGCAGGAGGCCCUCGUCACCUCGCUCCCACAACGCAACUUGAGCAAGUUCGAUGUGUCGCCGCUCACUCUUCAUGUUUCUGUACCUCGCAAAACACAACGGACGUGUGGAUGGUACGGAUCACAGGGAAUGGAAGAGAGAGCAGUCUUCUGCCAGACAUACGAAGGAUACGAUAACUUCUGCAGCUGUGACGACCCGCCCUGGUCCCCUCAACCACACUCACCCGUGGAGUACGAGAUGAAGGAGGUGAUCCCUGUGGCCAUAGUGACAGCUCGCCGGCUGCCCCACGUCCUGCGUCAGGUGGGGCAGGUGUGGGCCAGCCCCGGCGGCACCAACACACCCAUCACCAUCUUUGUCGACGGCCACAACCCCGAGGCCCAGGCGCUGGCUGCCCUCCUCCACCUCCCUCUAGUCCAACACUACGACGCCGUCCCCAGAGGUUCGACAAAUCGAAUCAGUUAUCAUGUAAGAUUUGUCUUAACGAAGGUGUUUGAGCUCUACCCUGAGGCCGACAAAGCUAUCAUCCUCGAGGACGACCUCGAUCUCUCUCCGGAUUUCAUCCCGUACUUCCACCAGACAGCGUCGCUGCUCGAGACAGACCCCAAGUUGCUGUGCGUGAACGCCUACAACUACAACGCCUUCAACCACACGGCCCUCGACCCCACGCGCCUCUACAGGGUCCACGGGUUUCCCAACUACGGCUGGAUGGUCAGGAAGGCAGUGGCCCAAGAGAUGGUCAGCAAGUGGGCCGCUUUAAACUCGGGUAUAGACUGGGACCAAUGGGUGCGAGCGGCCAUCAUGGGUGAUCGGGACAUCCUGGUGCCGGAGAUCCCACGCACCAAGCACCGUGGGGGAGGGGGAGUCCACGUCACCGGUAUAGAACAAGAGCAGUACUACAACCAGCGGCCCCUCAACGCUCUCCUCAACGUCACCCUCGACCUCCACGGGGCGGAGUUAUACAGAUACAUCAAGUUCCACGUCAACAACAUCAGGACGGCCAAUGUGGUGCGCUUUGCCCAACACCCGUGCAAGGAGAUCACCAUUCCCCGCCACCAGGUAAACCAGAGCUUCGUGGUGUAUGUCCAUCGGGAGGAGAUGUCCAACAAAACAGUGUGGUCUCACUACGUCGCCUCCAGGUGUCUGGGCUUCAACGAUCGCAACUCCUGCGACCAUCUUCAGAUGAUGUAUACCGGCUCCUUCUACGGCAACCAGUUGUAUAUCAUCAUGUGUCCCUUCUCCCCUUACUGCCUGACGAAGGAUCCAGCGGACGUGUACAAGGUGACGGAGGAGGACGUGACCUACGCCACCUACCACCCCUUCAGGGACACCACGACGACGAUGACGCUGUCUGAGCGGGUCACCCCCGUCUCCCUGGCUGACGAGGUCAACCUCACCAACCUCGUCUACUCGCAGACCCGCGUCACAAUUACCGAGAAUUGAAACCGUUGGGCGCGUUUCCUGUCACCCAAUGCCUCUGUUCACCUAGCAGUAAUUAGGCACCCAGGAGUUAGUCAGCUUGUUGUGGGAUCGCAUCCUGGGAAGGGUCAGUAGUUCGACCUAGGGGGGGGGGCUUGAUAUAAGCCUAAUAUGUAUAAAUACACUGGCUGCCUGUCCCCCGACACAAUGAAUUAUUAUUGUUAAUAUUAAAAUGGUCAGUAACACGUAGGAAAUGAAAGUGACGACGUGUCAGUCCGUCCUGGACCCGUGUCAUGUCACGUGUCACGUCACGUGUCACGUCAUGUGUCACGUGUCACGUCACGUGUCAAGUCUCGGACCUCACUGAGUCCCGGACGUCAUCAAGUCGCAGGAGCAGAGUGGGAGAAGGAGUCGGCCUUAUAUUGGCUUCCUCGACCAUUGUUGGUAUGUCACGACUUGAUAAUGGUCCUGGACUUGAUAAUGGUCCUGGACUUGAUAAUGGUCCUGGACUUGAUAAUGGUCCUGGACUUGAUAAU
This is a messenger RNA of Procambarus clarkii (red swamp crayfish), 2613 nucleotides long. The record is from RefSeq and is a predicted model, not a curated record. Lineage: Eukaryota; Metazoa; Arthropoda; Malacostraca; Decapoda; Cambaridae.